UCAGCUGUGCGUCAGUCUGUGGCUCCAUCACCGAGGACGACAGGGGACGAAAUCUCCCUCUGUCCUCUUGUACUCCAGGUAACAGGAGGCUCGCAUGAGAUUUUUUGGACAGGUGAGUGUGUGGCUGUUAUCAGGUGACACACUGACGUACGCUUGUGUGUGUGUAUGUGAGUGGGGCUUUCCUCAGCAGCGCGGAGCCAUGGCGACAGCUACUCAAGCAGAAACAUUAACCUUCUUCAUGGUCGGUUUAAUUUGAGUUUAACCAACAAUCAGAAGCCGUGAGCUAGUUAACCAGAGAGCAAUGUCAUCCUCCAGCUCGUCAACUGUCAACGGACAUUCCUGAGGCAAGUUUUGAAUAUGUUCCACCAGAUGGAGUGGGAUUCAUCAGAUGCCAUUCUGGGAGCAUCAAUGGAUGACUCCCCUCAAUUACCCGAUUCUUCACAGUUGAAGUCCUCAACCACCAACAACAUUUCAGAGCAUGAAUUCUCGUGUCACUGUUGCUACGACAUCUUGGUGAACCCCACCACUUUGACCUGCGGCCAUAACUUCUGCCGCCACUGUCUGGCUCUGUGGUGGGAGUCCUCACACAAGAACGAGUGCCCAGAGUGCAGAGAGAAGUGGGAGGGCUUUCCUAAAAUCAACAUACUGCUGAGGGAUGCUACUGACAAGCUGUUCAGUGACGUCGUUCAGCGGAGGAGAGCAGAGAUCCAGGCAAACCCCAAAAUCUCCCGGAGCUUGCUGGCCUUCCAGAGAUAUGGGGACAACUUGGGCAGAUCCAGGACAAACCAGCACAAAGGAGCAGGCUUCUUCUUCUCUGGCGUCCUAACUGCCCUCACGUGUGUGGCUGUGAUGGUGAUGGUGUAUCACUGGAGCAGUGGUGUGGUGGAGCAGCAUGACCUGCUGAUCAGUAAACCAGUGUCUCACUGGACGCCAGAGGAAGUGGUGUCCUGGCUGGAACAUCUGGGGCCCUGGGCUCAGCUUUACAGAGAAUCCUUCCAACAGGAAAACGUCAACGGAAGGCUACUGUUGAUGCUGGGGGAUGAGGAGUUGUUAAAGCCUCCUUACAGCAUAGAGAAUCAGGCUCACCGACGGGCUGUUCUGGCUGAACUGGACAGAGUUAAAGCUCUGGGGGUCAAACCUCCACAGAACCUCUGGGAAUACAAAGCCGCUAAUGCUGGGAAGUCCUUGUUUUUGCUGUACGCACUGAAGCGCUCCCCUCGUCUCACACUCUUCUAUUUGUAUUUAUUUGACUACUCUGAGACCUUCCUGCCCUUCCUGCACACCUGCUGUCCGGGCAUCACACACGUCGAACAGUCAGUGGAGAGCAGCUUCCUCAACACACAGGUGGAUCCCAGCUGGCGACAGUGGGCAGAGUUUCUUGUGAAGUACCUCCUGCUUCCAUACCAGCUAAUAGCAGAGUUUGCUUGGGACUGGUUGGCCGUCCACUACUGGACAUCUCGCUUCAUUAUUGUCAACGCCAUGCUGCUGUCUGUGCUGGAAGGCUGCGCCCUGUGGAGACUCUGGACAAGAGCCAGGAUCAGGACUCUACCGCGCAAGAUGUGGAACCACUUGUGGAAGAUGUUAUCUCAGGGGUUUGCCUUUGCCCUCCUGUGGCCUUUUGUUCCUCAGUUUGUGUGCAACUGCUUCUUCUACUGGGCUCUCUACUUCAGUCCCAUCGUUAAUAUAGACCUGGUGGUGCAGCAGCUAAUGCACCCAGAAACACAGGCACUGUAACAAAGCGCAUGUAGUCAGUGCCCAAUUAAUGCCAUACAGUUCACAGCAAGUAAAGUAAAUAGCCAAAAGUCCAGUUGCUGAAGAGAAGUGUGUAUAUUCAGCAUUAAACUCACUUGAGACUGGCUUUGUUUGCUGUUGGAAAGGAAGUUUUCUCACUUCCUGUCUUGUCUCUCUGCUGGAUGCUUGCCAUGUGGAAUAAGAGAGGCUGUGAGCUAUUGUAGGAGAAGUAAAACCAACAAGAUAAGAAGCAGUGAAAUAUCUGUGAUCUUAUUGAUUCGGAGAGGUUACUGCAGCGAUCUCUCUUUGCGUGCGCAGUGCAUUCACAAACCACAUUGCCUAAAUGGUCCAGAGGGCAGUUAUGCAAAUAAUGUCAUGUUCAAACAUUUGGUGGCAUGAAGACUGGCUUCAUGAGGAGUUUCCUGACAGCUGGUAGCUCUGUAGCACCGGGAUCGCCAUAGUCCAGUAAAAGAUGAACUUCUUUUUUUUUUAAUGCAUAUACAGAGGUGACAGUGGAACAGAACAAGAAUAAUGUAAUUUUUCUUUAACUCCCAUUUUCAAAUGUGUUUUUUUGGUUUGUCAAUCACUAAAAUGAAGAACGGUUGUUUUAGAAGUAUCAGUUUGAAUGAAGCAGUAUUACAAGUGUAUAUAAAUCCUUAUUCUAUAUAAAUUUCAGUGCGGCCUUUGGGUCUUCAAUAUGUCUCUGGCCAUGACUAUGAUCUCAGUGCUACAGAGCUAUCUGAAAAUUCAUUCUACAAGAUUUGGUAAUAUGAUUGUGAAAUCUGUCAAGUGACUUGCUGGGGUUCAUAGUUCUGCAGCCUUUUAGGAACCUCAAGCUUUACCAUUGAUUCAAGGGGACAGAAGAAAUGCAGUCAAGGCGAACAAAUGUUCAACACUGAAGUUUGUUCCAGCAGUUUCAGUCGUUCCUUUCACAUGAUUUGUUGCACUUAGAUUUGAAAUAAAACUUUUGUUCUCAAAAUUUUCUGAGAUGCCAAAACGGCUCUUUUCAAAUUUUUAUGAUUUUAAGGAGAAACUGUUUGUAGCAGAUUUUAUUUGCUUGUACUGCUGACAAAAAUUGUGUUGCACAUUUUUUUUUAUUGUUCAAAAAAAGUUUGUUUGCAGUAUACAUUUCCAUGUGGUGGGUGGGUAGAGCUAAUCAAAGACAUGUUUUUUUACAUUGUUCAUUUGCACUUAAAAGUUCUACACUGUGAUUUUGUUCUUCAAUGUUCUCUAAUGACAAAGGAAAAAUAAAGAUUUUUAAAUAAUGUUA
Molecule: messenger RNA, 3001 nt
Organism: Toxotes jaculatrix (banded archerfish)
Lineage: Eukaryota; Metazoa; Chordata; Actinopteri; Toxotidae
Product: bifunctional apoptosis regulator-like
Exons: 9
Coding region: 358-1734 (458 amino acids)
Biological process (GO): proteasome-mediated ubiquitin-dependent protein catabolic process
Cellular component (GO): nucleus
Molecular function (GO): protein binding; ubiquitin protein ligase activity
Source: RefSeq, a predicted model, not a curated record